Molecule: messenger RNA, 960 nt
Organism: Lachancea dasiensis
Lineage: Eukaryota; Fungi; Ascomycota; Saccharomycetes; Saccharomycetales; Saccharomycetaceae
Source: the annotation of a GenBank genome assembly
AUGGGUACCGUUAACGUAACCAAAGAAAGCGAAGAAUCUAUGCUGGCUAGACAUAGCGCUGAGCGGAAGGACCUGCAGAACAAGAUAACCGGGAUGAAAAAACAAGCCACAAAAUCCAAACGAAAACAGGUUAAUGCGCGCUGUGAGGAGCUCGAGCAUCAGCUGUUGGAGAAACAAAGACUCGAGCUUGCGUCCCAGAAACAGACUGACUAUAAUGAAUCUAAAGAUGUCGAUGUGACACCGGAAUCUCUGCUCGAGAGUCUGCAGCUGGGCUCAACGCCAGCUGUAGAAACGGAAUCAGAGGCUCCUCGAAAUACGCCGGUUGAGCCCCCAGUCCAGCCAAAAAAACGUCGCAAUCGUCAAAAAGAAAGAAUAGCCAGGCGGGAGGCAGAACUCGCCCAAGUCAGGAAAGAUGCAGCUCUUGAGGCCGCAAACCAGCCAGACCUGAAGCAAAUGGAGCAAGACGCUCUCGAGGAGGUGUGUAGGGUGAAUAACCUUCGGCAACAUGACAUUCAGCCGGACGGCCAUUGUUUGUUUGCUUCUAUCUUAGACCAAAUGAGAGCCCGCCAUCAGUCAAACGCAAGCUAUUGUAUUCCCUCCGGCUACCACAAGUCCUUGGACCCCCAAGACUUUGACGUAUAUGCCCUUAGGUCGCUGUCUUCCUCAUACAUACGAGAGCACGCGGAGAAUUUUGUCCCCUAUCUCUUUGACGAGGCCACACUGACCAUCAAAGACAUCGACGAGUACACUAAAACAAUGGAGGAAAGUGCUCAGUGGGGAGGUGAGGUUGAAAUUUUGGCUCUUGCCAAGGUCCUGAAUUGCUGUAUUAGCGUUAUGAUGAGUGGUAGGGCCACGCACCGGGUGAACGCCGAUGAAAAAACUAACCCAGAGAUCAAGCUCGUCUAUUAUAAACAUAGCUACGCUCUCGGUGAGCACUAUAACUCAUUACGCGACAUGUGA